AAUGGUUCAACGCUCAAUGUUUAAUAGUUCAUGCUUUACGUGUGGAUUAAUUUAAUAUUUGUUUCUCUUUCUUCUGAUGUUUUUUUCCAAUUGCUAUAUUGCUAAUUCAUAAAUAAUGUAAAAACUUUAGAAUGUAGUGGCCGUGUAAUUCAUUUAUUUAUUUUUUCUUGUUUCAGGAUUUCUCUGAGUAAGAAUAAAAAAUUGAAAGAUGUCAACAAACAACCUAUUGACAGCUGAACAGCUGGUAAACCUUAAAUCCAAAACCGACAGAGAUCUCCCUCUUAUUGGUGAGAAAGAGUUCUCUCCAACCAACUCUUGGCUGGAGAAAAAGCAGAUUGAGAAUGCUUUACUUGAAAGAAAAGCUCUCAUGGAAGAGCAGCGGGUUGAAAAAAGCAAUAACCUAUCUUGUGCUGUAUGGAUGCCGGAAGUUGCGAAAGCAAAAGUAUUAAAAAGAGUGGGAAAGCAUUGGGAAACGUUGGGUCAUAGCUUGGAUGGAAGCACUUGGAUUUAUCCCGAGGAAGCGCUUCACUUGUUGGAAACACUUGGAACUGAUCCUGUACGAAGUGCCGCUUAGUAUUGAAAGAGCAUACUCCACCCUCAUUAACGACAAAACUGGUUGCAAUUUUGACGAAUACAGAGUCUACUCACAUCUGCUUCGCAAUGGCUACCGGCUCUUUAGACACUCGUCCUCAGUCUCGGUGACACGCUACGAGAAAAACAUGCAGCUACAACAGCACUCACUCACCGAUAAAAGUCUCUACACCGCUGACUGUGAUAACAAUAAAUCAAUAGUUGAGAAAGAGGCGGCAUCGGUUGUAAAUAAGGAACCCGUUUCCUCGUCCAACGUGUCCAUGGAUAGUGUUGUUGAAUAUGAAAGUUUAUCAGGAACUGUUGAAAACAGCAAUAUAGCUUGUAAAAAGUUGGUGAGCUCAGUCUCAGAUAAUCAGCCAGCCGAUAAAUCAUCGUCCGAAACUGGCAAUGUUGUCGAUCUAGAAUUGGAUGAGCCAGAGCUAUCAGUUGUAGAAACUGAGCCGACUCCUCAGGUUGCAGGCAACGAUUAUGACAAAAAUGAGGUAAUAGAAUUGAGUAGUAGUGAAGAUGAAGAAUCGAAUAGUAGUGAAAAUGAAAGUAAUAAUAAACAUAAAGCAAGUGGUAAUGAUAAAGGAGAAGAAGAAGAAGAUAGCGACAACGAUAGUGUUGUAGAAGUUCCUAUUAAAGGUAGAGAAAUCAUAUAUGCAGAGAUAUCUUCUGAUGAAGAAUGUGUUAACGAAACGGAAGAUAGAAAUCGAAUCAGUGAAAAAGUUAUUGAAGAAAUUGUGAAUGAAGAGGAGGAACAAAAUGAGGACGAGAAUGAUGAAGAUGAAAGUGAAAGCAACGAUGAAGAUAACAGUGAUUCUAAUGAUAGUGAUGGAGCCAAUUGGAAACGGAGAUCUCAACAGCCCAGUUCGGCAAAGGGAUCAUCUCAAGUGGAUGCCUCUCCUAGGGGUUCAUCUCGAGUAAAUAUCUCCCUUGCUGGAUCAUCUCUUGAGAAUGCCUCUCCUGCGAAUUCAUCUCUAGUAAAUUCCUCUCUUUCGGAAUCAUCUCAAGUGAACACCUCUCUUGCGGUUCCGUCUCAAGUGAACGCAUCUGUUGCUAGUCAAUCUAGCAGCAUUUCAACCGUACCACAACAAAAUCCCAUCCCCGUUCGUACUUCUUUCGUAACAGUCAAUGAGUUCUUAUUCCCGAGACCUGAUAGACCCAAAUACAGAGUUGUCAUUGACACAGGAAACAAUGCAUUGAACGAAGAAAUGAAUCGAUUCUAUGAAGAAAUCGAAGUGAUUGACCUUGACAGUGACAAGGAAGACGAAUCUGCCCCUGUAGUUGAGGUGCGGUCUCGUAACUAUAUAAUGGACAAGUUUUUUGUGUUGAGAGGAAAUUCUAUAAAAUUUAUAGAGCCUAAAAAGUAUUUGCCAGUUGGUGCCAAACCGAGCAGGAGUAAUUACAGUAUCCAUUACACAUUGAAUAAUAGGCCUGUCAUAAUAAGUGAAAAUAUUCAUCAACCAAAUAGGCAGAAUAGUAUGUCCCAAAUUAAUAUACAUCGCGAGAGUAGGAUGAGGUUGGCUGAAAAUGUGAUUGUCCGAAAAUCAAAUCCAUCUCAUCAACAGUUACUGAACAUGAACACACCUUCCAAUCGAUUUCAACCAAUGAAUGCCCCUUACAAUCCAAUGAAUACUCAUCAGCAAAUGAAUGCUCACAUGACCCCAAUGGGAGCACCACCAGCUCCAUUCAUCAACCAUCCUGUUAUGGACGAAUUCAAUAAUUUUGCAAACAGCAUAAAUCAGAUGAUGACUUGUAUAGUGGAUGGAACAGUCAAGAAUCAGUUCGAGAAGCAGCUUCAAAAUGCUUUUCGAAGCCAGCCGAUCCAUUUUCAACGACAGAUACUAGAUGUCUUCAGGAAGCAUAACAUUGAAUUUCAACAGCAGGUAAACCAAGCCUUCAACAAUCAAGCCAUUCAAUUCCAAAAUCAGAUGCAACAGAACUUGAAUAACCAACCCACCAGUCUCCUCGGUGCCCCUCCAUUCCCACCGCUGAUGGCCAAUAAUGCCAACUUCCCAGUUCAUAACAAUUUUCCUGGCGUUCAUGUCAAAAAUGAAUACAAUUACCAACACAACAGUGGUUUUGGUGGCUCCUCAAUCCCACAGAACACCUUCCUACCGCUGAUGCACAAUAAUGCCAACUUUCCAGCUCAGAUCAAUUUUCCAAGCGUACACGUAAAAAAUGAAAGCUACAAUAACUCGUCAAAUGUCCCAAUCCCCAUCACUCCUCAGCAAAAUGCUAAUCAGAAUUUCACGCCUGCUGAAACAUCAAGCAAUUCUUGUCCUUUCAGUAACCCUCAAGAUCUAUUAAAAAACUUGAUGGGUAUUCGCGGGAAUAAAGGAAAAGUUAAUAAAAAAAGACGUCAGUUUAUGAAACGUUUGAAACAGUUCAUUUCCGUUGCAAAAGGAGAUUCAAAUUGUGUAGAUCUGAACCCUGUUACUGUUAAAAGUGAAAAUCUAAACAAUAAAGCUAAAAAUGAUAAAAUAACAAAACAACAAAUAAUUAAUUUGUUGGGAGAUGAUCUUUCAUCUCACAUAAUCUUCGACACAACGGGUGGAGAUCCGGCUGUUUUUGUGGAAGAUAUUCCCCUCGUCACAUCGCCACCCAAAGCAAAGACACCAAAUCGAGCAACCAGACGUAAGCGGAAACAAGUUUUGCUCAAUAAGCAAAAAAACAUGGUUUCCAAAAGAAUAAAACCUGAUCCAGAGUCUGCUGGCGAAGUUACAAUAAUUUCUGAUUCAGGUCAAGAAAGAAACGCGCCGUCGCUGAGGCAAAAGCGAGGUAGGUAUUUCGGGCUUAGAAACGGUAGUCUAAUGAGACAAAUGAGCACUUUCGGUGAUAACGACGUAGCCCAUGCUGACGUCACUCCAACGAUCAAGUCGGAGAUCGAUGCUGUUAUUGUAGACGAUGAUGCGGUGUGUAAGACUGAGCCUGUUGAAGAGGUUGACCGAAAGCCACAAAUUGAGAGCAUGGAAAUAGUGGAACCGGAAAGUGAGGUGGCCAUGAUUGAUGUGAAACAAGAGCUUGUAGAUGCAAACAUGGCGGAUCAGGUUGACGAUCAGACGAGGAGGGAUCCAAACUCUUGUGAUGAUAGUGAUGAUGCCGACAGUAACGCUGUGGAGGAAACUUGCGACGAAGUAUCAGCUGGUGAUUGUGUUGAGAGCGUGGAUUGUUGGGCGCAGUUGAAGGAGAAGUCGCCCGCACGCGUACUGUUUGAGGUCGACAGUUCGAGUGAAGAAAAUACUGGUGAAAUUGCGCCACUGCUCAAACCGUCAGAUUGCCAGUCUCUGGAAAGUGUAUUGAAAGCGUUGCAAGUUGUUGGAACAGCUUCUUUUGCAACUGACAGCAUUGAAAGACUGAAGAUUGCUUUUGAUGUUUACUUGCCCUCUACUUGUUUCAAGAAGUCGGCUCGUGGUCUACCCAACUACAGGCUAGUGAUUAGAAGGUGAGUGCAUAACCGGGUGUUUGAAAAUGAAUGACGGGG
Molecule: messenger RNA, 4060 nt
Organism: Nilaparvata lugens (brown planthopper)
Lineage: Eukaryota; Metazoa; Arthropoda; Insecta; Hemiptera; Delphacidae
Exons: 5
Coding region: 492-4025 (1177 amino acids)
Biological process (GO): tRNA-type intron splice site recognition and cleavage
Cellular component (GO): tRNA-intron endonuclease complex
Source: RefSeq, a predicted model, not a curated record